AUGUGUCGCUUCAGUGCAGCUCUGUCCCAGGGGAGCAGUGGUGGCAGUCGGGACACAAGGUGCAGCCGUCUGUGGGACAGGGGUGUGGGUGCAGCAGUGGGGUGUCCUGGCAAAGCAGGGCUUGCAGAGGGGCAGGUCGGCACAGGGAGGAGGGGAGCAGGGUGUAGGGGGGGACACGCUAGGCUGGAGCAUGAGCUGCAGAAAGGGAGAAAGGAAAGGGGGGGAGCAAGGGGAGAGGACAGCAGGGGAGGGAGGCAGGGCAGUAUAAAAGCAUCCGACACAUACCUCUCCCGACACAGAGCGAGGGGGCGAGAAAGUGGGUCUGGAAGCAGCAGCAGCAGCAGCAGGAGCAGGAGGCGCGGCGGCCGCUUGCAAACACGCACGCACGGUGGCAGGAGAGAGUGCGGCGCUGCCCCUGCCAGCCCUAGGGCACUGGAGGGAAGAAGAGGAGAGAUGGAGCCAGGGCCGCCCGCAGAGACGCCGCCGGCCCGCGGCCCCGCCGCGGGUACCUGCCGCCCGCCGCCGGGCAUCGCCGGGACUCUGGCGGCCGCCGCGCCGUCCCGCCCCGACGUGGCUCCGCCGUGGGGCGGCGGCCCCCGCUGCUGCUGCUGCUGCUGCCGCCGCUGCCCCGCGCCCGCCGCCCGCCCCGCCGACGCCGAGAGCGCCGCGGUCCCCGCCGCCCGUCCUGCGGCUCCCGGGGCCGCGGCCGGGGCCGCUCCGGCGGCGGCGGCCCCGGUGGCGGCUGCGGCGGCGGCCGCCGCGGCUCCUCCUCCGCCUCCGCCUCCUCCGCGGCCGCCGCCGCGGGGCCCUAAAGCCGCCCGGCUCAAGAGGAUGGUGCGGCUGGCGGCCGAGCUGCUGCUGCUGCUGGGGCUGCUCCUGCUCACCCUGCACAUCACCGUGCUGCGCGGCGGCGGGGAGCCCCACGCCCCCACGGGCGCCGGCAACCACAGCCAGCGGCAGAACACACUGAGUGCAGAUGACCAUUCUCCUGAAGACAGCUUCACCCUGAACCCCGAGGACCACAGGGAAUACCCCGAUCUCCAGGCUGCCCACCGGCCAUUCCCUAAACAGCGAUUCCGGCAGGAAAACGGCCACACAUCCCUGCAAAGAGAUGGACCCAGAUCUUUCCUCCUGGAUCUCCCAAACUUCCCCGACCUAUCAAAAGCAGACAUCAAUGGGCAGAACCCCAACAUUCAGGUUACCAUUGAAGUGGUGGAUGGCCCCGACACCGAGACAGACAAGGAUCUGCAGAAGGAGAGCAGCAAGCCCAGCUGGCCAGUCCCAUCACCUGACUGGAGGAGCUGGUGGCAGAGGUCCUCCACCUUGACUCGCAUGAGCAGUGGUGACCAGGACUACAAGUAUGACAGCACUACUGAGGACAGCAACUUCCUAAACCCUCUCGGUGGGUGGGAUGGUCAUGCACCCGGUCACCGGACAUUCGAGUCCAAGGAGCAGCCAGAGUAUGAUUAUAUUGACGGUGAGGGCGACUGGAGCCCGUGGUCCCUUUGCAGCGUCACCUGCGGGAGCGGGAACCAGAAGCGGACGCGGUCCUGCGGAUACGCCUGCACAGCCACCGAGUCCCGGACCUGUGACAGGCCCAACUGCCCAGGGAUUGAAGACACCUUCCGGACAGCUGCCACGGAGGUGAGCUUGCUUGCAGGGAGUGAAGACUUCAAUGCCACCAAACUGUUUGAAGUUGAUACUGAUAGCUGUGAAAGAUGGAUGAGCUGCAAGAGCGAGUUCCUGAAGAAAUAUAUGCACAAAGUGGUCAAUGAUCUCCCCAGCUGCCCGUGCUCCUACCCCAGAGAAGUUGCUUACAGCACUGCUGAGAUCUAUGAUCGCCUUAAGAGGAAAAACUUUCGCUGGAAAGAUGCAAGUGGUCCGAAGGAAAAACUGGAGAUCUAUAAGCCCACGGCACGAUACUGCAUCCGCUCCAUGCUCUCUCUGGAAAGCACAACACUGGCAGCACAGCACUGCUGCUAUGAUGACAACAUGCAGCUGAUCACCAGAGGGAAGGGGGCGGGCACACCAAACCUGAUCAGCAUUGAAUUCUCAGCAGAACUCCAUUACAAAGUGGACAUUCUGCCUUGGAUCAUAUGCAAAGGGGACUGGAGCCGCUACAACGAGGCCCGGCCUCCCAACAAUGGGCAGAAGUGCACAGAAAACCCCUCAGAUGAGGACUACUACAAGCAAUUUCAAGAAGCAAGGGAAUACUGAGAAGGUUUUCCUCCUCAGAAAAUUCAGACACAAAGUAGCAUUCGUUUCCUGGAUGCCAAAGAACUGGUGGUGGCUGCUGCAUUGGCUCCUUGACAGGGGUUGAUCAGAUCCUUUCUAAUGAAUGUACAUAGUUGUAAUAUAAUACAUAAGUAUUUUUCACAGUGUGUGUAAUUUAUAAACACAUAUCUCUCUAUCUCACACACACCUAUUUUUACAUACAGACAUACAUAAAUCUUGUCCUGGUAGGAUUUUAUACUGCAAUAACAUUCAUGUAAUAAUGUGCAUUUCAUUUUAUUUCCCAACUGUAACAUAAUGGGGAGCUGGGGGGUGGGCAGCUGCCUUCACCGUCAGGCCCCAAGGCCCCAGCUGAGGAGGCACAUAUUUAAAAGUUGUUAUAAACAAUAGGAUUGAAGAAUGUACUCUUCCAUAUGGGAAUGGUUUACAAGAUUAAUGCACCUACGCCAUCAAUUUUCUCUAUAAUUGAUUUCAUGACUAGUCAUAUCUAAGAAGGGAAGAAUUUUUUUUGGAAGGGUAAUAGUCAAAAGUGAAUACAGAGAAUUCCUGGAGAUUUUUUCUUGGAAUUCUUCCUGUUACCUUCCAGCUCAGGUCUUUGCAGUCCAUCUGGGGUAGGCUUGCAGGAAGAUGUAGCUGUGGUUUUCCUAUAGGCCAGAAAAGGUCUCGAUGCAGUGGAGUCACAAACAACCCACUCUUGGAGCCAUCUCAGAUAUGGAGCUGCAGCUGUCAGGGUUUCCAUCUUAUGCUGGGGAGCAGAUCUUCAGGGCAGCUACCUCUAAACUGAGCACGCUGUGAGUCUUUGGAGGAGUGAGGCCAGAGAAGUAAUCCAUGUCAAAGGAAAAAAAAAUCACAGCUCCUUCCCAGUUUUUAAUAUGAAGAAUGUUUGGAUCUGCUUGUUUCUUUCUUUUAAGAAAAUAAAGAAGUUUAUUUUUUUAAAGGACAGGAAAAGUGGAAUCCAUAUGUUGAAUUUCCCUGGGAUAAAGCAUGCAACCAGCCCUUUCUCCCCAUUUUUCUUAUGCUGAGUGCACAGUGUCCUACAGAAGUAGCUAUUCUUUAAGGAAGCUCUCUGGGAGGAAGUAUUGGUGAGUUAAAAUGUCUUAAUUUUUUUAAAAAGCUAGCGUUAUUUUUGUAAAGUAUUUAUUGAAUUGUAACAAUAACUCACAUGUGAGAUAUGUCUCUAACAUGAAAGGUUUCUGUAGAUGGAACUUGAUUGCCAAGAACAUGACUGUUGUUAGGCAAAGGUUUUAAUUCCAAAUUUUUAUAAAGUACAUACAUACAUAAUCCUGUCAUUAAGCAGCUCAUCCCUGCAUUCUUAUGAAAGAUAAAAAUUACACCAUGGGUAAAUAAAUACUUACAGUUCCAUCCUGCAAAAGAC
Molecule: messenger RNA, 3607 nt
Organism: Pipra filicauda (Wire-tailed manakin)
Lineage: Eukaryota; Metazoa; Chordata; Aves; Passeriformes; Pipridae
Gene: ISM1
Product: isthmin 1
Biological process (GO): negative regulation of angiogenesis
Source: RefSeq, a predicted model, not a curated record